UCUGGGUGUCAGACAGUUGACAGACAGACGGACAUACAAAUAGACAGAGAAAGCUAGUUGCCUGAAGACUUUCCGAUGAUAGAGCAAUGGGAAAUUUAUUGGAAUUUCACAAAACUCUAUCUUAUUUGUAAUAUUGAUACCUCAAGAAAUUGAUGAAGUGCAGUGUUUGACCGAAAUAUUUGAGAUGGACAUUUUUACAUUUUUUGCAUUAUCUGAACAUGAAACAGAUAUUUGUUUUCAGAUUUUAGGGGAACUGUUGGAAAAUUGAUAAUUUGAUUUGCCUGUGUUGACUGAGCAAUGGUUUGUGUUUAACAAAGCAGUCUGAACGUUUUGAAACGUGAGGCAGGAUAUUUUUGUCACCGAUAUAUGCCCAAACUGAGAAAACUGGCAUCAAGUAAUUCUUUGUUCACAAGGAAAAAGUGGAAUAAUUUUGUUUUUCAGAAUCAAGAUAAAGUAAAUUCGACCCUGGAUUUCAAUAAACUGACGUAGACAUGUUUGUGAGGGAGGUGUACCUGGUAUACCAUGUGUGUACCUAGCUGAGACGCACAGCAUAUGUAGAGCAUGGACUCCCUGUGAGAGGGUGACUACAUCUCUGAGUGAUUAUCAUGAAACUAACUUGACUAUAUGUAGCUGAGGAUGGUGAUUAUGGUUUAAGGAGAUAAAUUAUGAAAUAUCUGAUUGAUGACCCAUGUUCGAAGGGAGGACACAGCAGUGAAGUGUCAUGUAACAGCCUAGUGCUUCGACUCAGUGUUGCAAGGCUCUGUGUUGCAUGUGGAUAGCAGAUAUGUCACUAGACAAGGAAGUUCCUUCAAAUACAAGUUGUGCAGGUUUUCCUCUAGGUGUGUGUGUGUUUGUUUAAAACAAUGAACAAGUCAAUCAUCCAGAAACAACACUGAGAACAAGUCGAGGUUACUUGCUGGAGGUCUGAGGUGCAAAGGCCUAGAUUGAUAUGGUAGUUUGUCGAGGUGUCAUCCGCAGCAGGGAGACACAAGGGACUUUGUUGUUAUUUAAUGAUGGUUGUAAGAUAUGCAGCAUUCAACGAUUGACUGAGUUCACCAAUUCUCCUUCACAACGCAGACCACAGAUGACUUGCAGGACAUUAAAGCUGUUCACUGUCGUGAUUAUUUACAAUAAGCCGAGCUCGUGCUGAACAGAAUCGUGCACACCAGGAGGGACAGCGCGGCAAGCUUGAGUGAACGUUAGGUGUUUGAAAUUCUAGGGCGUGGUGACAUAGAUGUAUUUGUGAAGUUCAAUCCUCUCUACAUGCUAUAUGUCAUGUGGGGGGAGGGCAUUAUGGGUAAUUAGAUCUUACGUUACUUGAGCAUACAUGACAGGUGAUAGGGAGAUGUGAUAAGGUGUUUAUCAUGCUUUGAGGGAUGGAUAUGACCGCUUAAGCAGAGUGAAGGCGUUAAAACGUCCAAUGUUUACAGUGUCAGAUUACGAGAGAUUGGGCCACCCCUGGGAUGUGAGAUGUAAAACUGAUUGUGUCAUGGCACAGUGCAUCAUGGACGUCAUGGAUGAAGAUAUGUAAUAGAUGGGAAUGUUAUGGAGCUUUGAGAAGAUUGAUGGUAAUUAACGCUGGAGCAGGAACGAUACAAGCGGUGGUUGGUUCUGUUUGUGACAAUGGCAGGGAGUAUAGUACUACUACCCUGUUUGAUAAUGAUAAAGUUCCUCUUUGGGUGGAAACGGAAUUUAGUGGAAAAAUGUGAUUGAUUUUCGACUUAUAAAAUUCUUGGAGUAUUCGGUGAGGAGUUGAUUUUAGUAUUGGUUAUUGUAGGUUAAUAUAGUAAGAUGUUACACGAUGUAAAUUGUGGAGAAGAAUACUGAUGAUGUUGUGAUAAGGGGAUGAUACGGAGGACUAUUUCUGGAGGUGUUGUCCGUGGUCAGCUUCCCCGCCUGUUUCCUGUGUCUUAAUAUACACAUGACUGUCACAGAUACAUACGUGACUGUCAUCUCAAAAUGUUCUGUCAUCAUAACUCUGUAUAUCCUGUAGGUAAAAGCCCCACUGAUGAGAACGUCACUUUUUGAUUUGUUCCCCAUGUCAUAGUGUAACCAGGCAUGAAUACAUCACAUAAUUAAUCAGUGGUAACUCUAACACAAGUUGACAUCUUGGAACAUCUUUUCAAGGAUAGAUUCAUAUUUUUGAUAAGUAAUAUUCCUGUUUGGUGUUGGAGGGAGUGUUCUGUCAGGUAUGGUUAAUGGUGUUCUGGAUUAUGCUGUGCUAGUUCUUGAGGGUCGGCAGUGACAGCUUAUUGAUAUAUCUCCAGUCAUAUCAACCUACAUUCAUACCUAUAUUUACCUGUUACGCCAAGCGUGAUUGAUCACACUUUUGAUGGCAACGUUGACUGUUACGCAUUACUUGAAUUGAAAGGAGUGGAUUAACGGACGUUGUGAAUUACAGGGAAAGUCGGCCUGUGACAGCUGAACAUCAGUGUGUGGUCUCAAUCAUGACUUGAUGUCACCUGUGGAGAACUGAAGGUCAUGUGGAAAUACUGUAACAUUUCAGGGUGAAUCUAUUUGCCCUCGUGUGUGAGAUUUGAAGUUUCUAGGAUAGAAUGGAAUACAUUUGCCCUUGUCUGUGUACUCGUACCCAGCCCAAGCGGGAAGGAACUGAGAAAAAGCUUCUCUCACCUGACCCUAACGAGGAAGCGGGAGAGAUUAGCACAGACUCGUCCUUUGAGAAAGUGUCGUCUAACGAGAGGCGGGGGAGCGUGCCCCUUGUCUCAGCAGCCGGCAUUGACGACGACGUCAUGGACUCCCCUUCAACAUCCUCGCGUCUUGUGAACUUUUUCACCAAGAAAGGAUUUAAAACAAAUCUGAAAAGAACCAAAAGUGUGACGAAACUGGACCGUAAAAGAUCUGGGUCAAACGUCUCAGAAAAUGACACCCACUCAUUAGUGGGCUCCUUGAAGCGCAGUAUGAGCCUCAGUCGACUGAAUCGAAAACGAAAUCGCCCGAAAUCUAUUGAACUUGAGCAGCAUGUGUUCCCGUGUGAGUGUGUUGUCAGAACACCCGAGAAUGAUCAUACAUGGUCUCUGAUUAGCUCCCGGAUACGGACCUCCCGCUCCCAUGAAUCUCUCCUGACCAAUCCCUCCAGUAUGCACUCGAUCGACCUGACCGCGCCGGACCUGGAGAUCAAACCCCUGCACAGCAGUGUCCUCGGACAGGACCACUGCUUCCAAGUGUCCACCAGCCACGGCAGCAAGUACAUCUCCUGCCGCACCGCUGAGGAGAGGGACAAGUGGAUAGAAAGUUUGCGGCGGACGGUACGCCCCAACCAGGAGGAAUGUCGGAGGACCGACAACUCUAUGAAACUCUGGGUGAUAGAAGCAAAAAAUGUCUCUCCGAAAAAGAGGUAUUUCUGUGAGAUUCUGCUGGACAAGACGCUGUAUGCCAGGACGUCCAGUAAACCCAAGAAUGACAUGCUCUUCUGGGGAGAACACUUUGAGUUCAAUAAUCUGCCACCAGUGGAGUUCAUCACUGUCAACUUGUUUCGGGAGGCAGACCGGAAGAAAAAGAAGGAUAAAAAUACUCUAGUCGGUUACAUUAAUAUUCCAGUGACAGAAAUCAGUAACAGACAGUUUGUUGAGAAAUGGUUCACAGCAGCCUCGGGAACUGUCGGGAAGGCAGGCAAGGAAACCAAGAGUGACUUGCCCAUCCUUCGGCUGAAGGCUCGGUACCAGACAGUGCAGAUCUUACCCAUAGAGCUUUACCAGGAUCUAGUCAAGUACCUGACGACGGACUACUGCCAACUGUGUGAGGCAGUGGAACCACUGAUGAACGUUCGGGAGAAGGAAGAUCUCGCCACCACCCUCGUACAUAUCAUGCAGAAGCUCAAUCGAGCCAAAAACUUUCUGUCUGAUGUUGUCAUGGCCGAAAUAGCGCGACUCGACAAUGAACAUCUGACGUUUCGAGGGAACAGUAUUGCGACCAAGGCAAUGGAAGCAUACAUGAAGCUGGUUGGGGAGAAGUACCUACAAGACACUCUGGGAGAGUUUGUGAAGUCGAUCAUCGAGUCCCUGGACGACUGUGAGGUGGACCCAACCAAGGUGCCGAACAACGCGCAGCUGCAGUGUCACCAGAAGAACCUGGACAUGUACAGCCAGAUGGCCUGGGUGAAGAUCAUCAACUCCUACUGCUACUUCCCCAGUGAACUGAAGGAGGUAUUUGCGAGUUUCCGCGAUCGCUGUCGUCAGCGAGGGAAGGAAGACUUCAGCGACAACCUCAUCAGUGCUUCCAUCUUCCUGCGCUUCCUCUGUCCAGCCAUCUUGUCUCCCAGUCUCUUCAAACUCACACAAGAAUAUCCUCAGGAGCGGGCCGCCCGGAACCUCACCCUCAUCGCUAAGACCAUCCAGACUCUUGCCAACUUCACCAAAUUCGGAGGGAAGGAGGAGUUUAUGACGUUCAUGAACAGUUUUGUGGAGAGGGAGGCGACCAAUAUGAAGAACUUCCUCAAGAAGAUAUCAAGUCUGGACGGAGGCAACCAGUUCUUGGAGUAUGACGGCUUCAUCGACCUUGGCAAGGAGCUCUCUAUUAUUUAUACUUUACUCAAGGAGUAUCUUGAUAAGGCGCCGGAGGCUACGAGGUUGAAGUUGAAGCGUCUGGAGGGAUUCCUGGUUGCCAUUACUGAUGCCCUGGAGAAUCCCGAAGUCGGCAAAACCAAGCCCGAGAACAAUCGUAAGAGUCAGGCGUACGACAACAUGAUGAGCACGCCCAGCAGUCAGAUCAACACCUCCCCGACCGAGGUGCUCCGCGACAUGCUCCGACAGUGUGGGGAAAGUGCCGAUGAUCUGCCCAUCUUUGCCAGUCGUAAGGCAGCUCAAAAUGGCGGCACUGACUCCACUAGCAGCAGUGAAGGAGUUCCUAGAAGUAAUGGGAGUUAUACACAUUACAAUACUUACUCCUACUCUCGUUCGUACCGGAGUGCAGUUGCAAAUGUGUCUGUGAGACCACAGAGUGAAAUCAACGAACAGAAAGUUAACGAAUCUUGGAAUCAGAUUGUGAACGCAGCUGAGAAUGUUUCUGCUAACAAUGAAUAUAUAGACUUAAUUCCCUUCAUGGAUGAGGAUCAGCAGAACUCGUCGAUGGAGCUGGAACCGAUUACCCAUGGCAGCCAGAUGUCCAUCAGCCAAAUGUCAACGGUUGCCUCGUCGGGGUAUCAAUCAUUCGGUUACAGCCAAUCCAACUCUCCGGUGGACCCGGCCAAUCAGCCAGAAUAUUGUCGGGAGAUUACAAAAUCGCCCGUCAUCCAUUACCCAAUGCAACCGUUGUCCUUCUCCAACCCUCUGUACAAACACCAACAGAAGUCUAGUCGCGGAUCAACCCCGCCGUCGCUUCGUCAUGUUUCGAGCUCUGACUCCUACAGUAGUGAUGACGAGGCAAGCACGGUGAAGCACAGAAGUCCAGUCAAACUGGAAAGACGUUCACGGUCUAACGACCCAUUACGCAAACUCUCACAACUUUCUAGUUCAACCAGUAAUGAAUCGUUAAGCGACAAGCCGCUAACGAACGGAUCUCAAUCGAGUUCAAGCAAUAACCCUAUAUCGUUCUCUCUCGGCCCUCGAAGCUCUAGUCCCUUGCAAGCGACCAGCAGUCCUCGGCCGGAGAGGUCGUGUUCGUACUAUGACACUAUGCCUCAAGACCGACAGACUGUUCGACCAUAUCAGCUGUCACACAGCAUGGACUUUGGCUGCCUGCAACAGCAGCAGUACAGUGACCAGCUGCGCCGCACAGCAACAGACUCUGUGAUAUCUCAGAACAGUUCCCCAGCUCACUCGUGUAGCUCCGGAUCACUAGGGCACAAUUUUUCUCGAGACGAUACCCUGUCUUGGAGUAGUCGGCGCCUGUCGCCCCAGAGUGCCGUGCACAUGGGCAUCAGCUCUGUCCAGAGGAAGCUACAAGAACAGGAACGCACCAAACAAGAGUUUGAGAGUGAUGUAGCAGUUCUUCGCACACAGCUGCAAGAGGCCCAAGUGCAGCUGCGCGAGGCCGAGGGUCGACUGCAUGACCACGAGGCGGGCACCCGCGACCUCAUCCACGAGUGGCAGCACCGACUUGAGAUGAGCGAGGAGAGGAUGAAGAAACAGCAAGAGGAGAAGGACGGACAGAUGCAGGCCAUUAUAAACAGGUGUGAAAUAGUAGGUUCUUCACAGGAGAAACAUGGGCAGAGACAAGCCAUCAUUAGCAGCAAGUCUCAAAUACUGGUCUCCAUUGAGGAGGAGUUAAAACACGAGCAGCAGCAGAUGCAGAAGAUAGUUACCAAGAAACAGGAAGUGAUUGACGCACAGGAGCGGCGGAUCCACACGCUGGACAGCGCCAACUCAAAACUCCUGCAGGCGUUGAACGACCUCAAGGAACGCUACAACACCACACAGAGUCGAAACGGAAUCUCGGGGCCCCCCAGGGCAAAAAUCACAGCUGCCGAUCUCGGAGGAUUCAAGAGCAGUUCGUGUUAGUUGUGCAAGUUUGUGAUAUUGGUGUUGCUUGUGAACGUAGCCUACGAUCUCCAAGCAGUGGCUUGUCCGAGAUUGACUCAUUAGAGGGACGUGCAGUAUGAAGCUUUUUAUGGAAUUUCGUUGUGGGAUUACCUAUGUAUAAAUGGCACAAGACUUAAUAUGAUAUUCAUCAUACAUAAACAGUGCAUUUGGAAUGCAAGAUACCUGAUUGGGUCUUUCAUAUAUUAGUAGAAAUCCAUUGAAGACUCGCGAUCUGUUCUCGAAGCUAUGAUAUAGCUUUGUGGUAAAUAGUCAAAGUACAUAUAGUGCUAUUGCUCUGAGUGACAAUCUGACAUCGCUGACAAGCCUGCACCGGGAGUGCAGUCCUACUGUUAAUGGCUGAUGGUGUUCCUGAUGGAAUCUUUUAGUGCUAUAUUUAACCAUAUUCUCAUGUUCAGGCCACGGCUUGGACUGGGGAUUUUAUGACUGAUUCAGUCUCUUAAGACUGGUGCUAGAUGGACAAAAGUGUUCAAGGGAGAGAACUCUAGUCUGACACCAGACUGGCUGGACGGAUAAAAGUGAACAGUCACGAAAGAUGGCCGAACGGAUAAAUGUGAACAGUGACUUUGUGAACUUGUAAUCUGUGAUUCAUUGUGAAUAAUCCGUAUUCAUUUAUUUUGCAAUCAAAAAAGUGAAUGUAAAAGUUAAGAUUUACUACAUUCUUACGACUCAAUAAAUUCAUGAACAUGCCAGUGUAUGUGUGUGGGCAUUUUUGUGAGGUUCUGUGCUAGUUAGCUUGAAUACGGUGUAUAUUUUGUAUAAUUCUUGUAUCACUGCCAUACUGUGUCUUCAGUUUCUGUACCUCUGUCUUUAGAUGAAGCUCUCGUGGCAAGGGACUAGGAAAGAAGGCAUGCAAAAGUAUGGAGCCUUUUUAGUUGACCAAGGUUCAUUGGUUUAAGAAUGCAUUUUUGUUUUAAACUGGUGCUAAUAUUUUUUUGGUUAUUCACCAUCACCAGCCUUAUGCUGGGGUGAUUCAUACUGUCAUGUAUUUUCUUUUGUGAUUUUAUCUGAUAUUAUUGAAGCUAGGUAUUGCAUGCCUGACACGUUUAGUUGCUCCGUAAACCCCACAGCAGCCCCAGUAAAACAUAGUGUAAAACCUGCACCUCAGCCCCAGUAAAUAUGUAAAACCUGCAUAGCCGCCCCAGUAAAACAUAGUGUAAAACCUGGACAGCCGCCCCAGUAAAACAUAGUGUAAAACCUGCACCUCAGCCCCAGUAAAACAUAGUGUAAAACCUGCACAGCCGCCCCAGUAAAACAUAGUGUAAAACCUGCACCUCAGCCCCAGUAAAACAUAGUGUAAAACCUGCACCUCAGCCCCAGUAAAACAUAGUGUAAAACCUGCACAGCCACCCCAGUAAAACAUAGUGUAAAACCUGCACAGCCACCCCAGUAAAACAGAGUGUAAAACCUGCACCUCAGCCCCAGUAAAACAUAGUGUUUAUAAAACCUGGACAGCAGCCACAGUAAAACAUAGUGUAAAACCUGCACAGCCGCCCCAGUAAAACAUAGUGUAAAACCUGCACAGCCGCCCCAGUAAAACAUAGUGUAAAACCUGCACAGCCGCCCCAGUAAAACAUAGUGUAAAACCUGCACAGCCGCCCCAGUAAAACAUAGUGUUUAUAAAACCUGGACAGCAGCCACAGUAAAACAUAGUGUAAAACCUGCACAGCCGCCCCAGUAAAACGUAGUGUUUAUAAAACCUGGACAGCAGCCCCAGUAAAACUUAGUGUACCGGGGUAAUACCUGCACCUCAGCUCCAGUAAGAAUCAGUUUGCUGUUGCACUGUUAAGUACUAAUCAUUAUUAGGGCCUACAUACACAGUGAUUCCACUUGGGUUUACCUGAGUAGUAUUGCAUUUGCAAAACAGACAAUUUAUUUAGAUAUACUUUGUAGUGCUGUGUUUUUGUACGACAAAUCCUCCACCUAAACCAUUUGAGAAAUAGUUUUCUGGCUGAUAACCGAUUUAUUAUUAUAGCUGAUUGAUUGGUACUAUAAAAUACAAUGAAUUCCUGGAAGAUAUGGUAUCUCGUGACACUGAAAAUGGUCGGAGGUACUUAACCUGAUAAUAUUGAUCUUGAUAUGAAAUAAAGAAUUUUAAAAUAUUUCCCAACUUAAUAUGAUCGUUCACAAAAAUAUUUUUAUUUUUUAUUCUUCACGUGACUGAUGCAAGACGGGGCUGCUGCUCUUUCCUCUGCAUGACGGUAGAUUAGUUGACACAUAACCAGGCAUUCCAUUAACUGCGGAGCUAGUAGCUUGUGUUACAGUAACGCUGAGACUUGAGAUGCUACUUGCUCAAGACUCGUUCCAGUCUGUGCAAUAUCCCGUUGUACCUCAUCAUCUGAGAUUGUUGUUACUCACGACGUUGUUCUGUAGUCACUGAGGAUAUUCAGGGUUGACAACACUGAGAUGUCAGAUUGAUCAUCAUUUAUUGAAGAAUCUUGAUAGUAAGAUGAUUUUGUCAUACACGAAAUGAUACUUUAAAACUCAACUCUUGCUGAUAGAGAUUCCUUUGUCAAGGGGACAAAUUAAAGACCAUCCGAAGUAUAUAAUAGAUUUGAGUUAAUUAAUGAAAAACUGACCACUAUGUAUCAGCAAGAAUAAUAGUUUACAAUUACAUUUCAAAUAAUUUUACAAUGCACCCAAUGUAUACCUGUAUUGUUUAGUAUCGAUACAUGACUUCAGAGUAUUGCAAUGCACCUGUCGUUAGGUAAAUCAGUACUCACUCAGCCAUAUCAUUAGUAGCCUCAUCCACAGGAAGAGAUUUAAAAAGUUGAAAAAGAUACAAAAUAAAUGUAUUUAAUUCUUUGAGGUCAAGUGAAAUAACCUACGGUAUUCAGUUCUGGAAUUAAGACAUUUAUUUGAUGAGUCUGCUGUCUCAGUGUAGCAUCCCCCCUGAGAAUGUCGUGGCAGUAUUAGACUGGAGGUGCAUCACCGAUGACUGUGGUGAUGUAUCACAGACUCCCCCCCCCCCCCCCAGCUUGUCUGAGGGGCGUGCUCAUCUCUAGCCAGUGUACGCAUCAUGUACAGACAGUACAGUAUUAGUGCAUAUGCACACAGGCCUAGAAGUACAAAUGAAUUCAGACUCUCUAGAAAUUAAUGAUCUAUGGAAAUCGAGUUAUUUGUGUUCAUUUAUUUGAAAACUGAUCAGGAGUAUCAUUAUGUUAGAGACAGCUUUCUUUAAUAUCUCAUCUUGCUGUCACAAUUGGAUAUGAAUAUGUGGCUUUAGAUCUACAAUAUUGUACUUCAUGAACACAUGUAUUGUGUUAUAAUCACUUCAUUUUCAAAAGAUAACUUUGGAAUUUGGUAGGAGAAUUUAUUGACAGUGUGUGAAGUAAUAGGGCCGAAGUAGUUCACGAUGUGUCCUUGGCUAGAGGGGAGACCACUCCUUGUCCCCUACAUUUCUCACCACUAUGUACAUUUGUGAAGUUCACAACCACUGAUGUUAUAACUGUUAUUCACCACCUAUGAUGUUAUAACUGCUAUCAACCACUGAUGUUAUCACAGUUACUCAACACUGUUAUGACUGUUGCCCACCACUGGUGUUACGACAGUUUUCAACAGUUAUAACUGUUAUAACUGUUAUUCACCACUAUUGUUAUUACAGUUAUACAACACCAUGUUAUAACUGUCAGCCACCACUGCGUUAUUACAGUUAUUCACCAUUGAUGUUAUAACUGUUAUUCAUCACUGAUGUUAUAACUGUUAUUCACCACUGAUGUUAUAACAGUUAUUCACCACUGGUGUUGUAACUGUUUUUCAUCAAAGAUAUGUUAUUCACUUAUAGAUCAUUGAUGUAACUGUUAUUUACUGUGGAUCUUAUGACAGUUAUUCACCACUGAUGUUAUAACAUCUGUAUAACCACUCCAUUGUACAUUUCCCAGUUUGUGUACAGCAUCAAGUGUACAUAACCUUUUACUCAUUGCUGACUAUGAACCAAAAGCGAAUAAUUUAUUGCGAGUAGUUCUUGCCGCCACUGCUGCCACACGGCAGUCAUGGCUGGGUGUGAGAGACGAAAGAUGAAAUGUGAAUAAAUUACUGAUAAAGA
Messenger RNA from Haliotis rufescens (red abalone), 10539 nucleotides. Its product is annotated as ras GTPase-activating protein nGAP-like. The transcript is spliced from 22 exons. The coding region runs from base 2556 to 6455 and encodes 1299 amino acids. Lineage: Eukaryota; Metazoa; Mollusca; Gastropoda; Lepetellida; Haliotidae. Gene Ontology annotation, biological process: regulation of GTPase activity. The record is from RefSeq and is a predicted model, not a curated record.